AUGGAAUUCGUUCCAAUGUUAUGGAGUACAAAUAAAGGUCACGAUGGGAAUGUGUUCUUGAGCCAGGCGAAAAGUGCAAAGGUUGUACUCGGUUUCAAUGAACCCGAGCGUGCUGAUCAAGCAAGCAUGGAUCCGGCAUGGGCAGCACGUGCUUGGAUGCAAUAUAUCGAACCUUUGAGAGCUCAAGGUACAAGACUCGGUUCCCCAGCGAUCGCAUCCACCGAUGAAGGGUUAAAUUGGAUGCAACGAUUUCUUAGUGAAUUAGAUAGAGUCGGCGGGCGAAUUGACUUCCUUGCUUUGCACUGGUACGGUCGAGGCGCGAAUAACUUCAUCAAUUGGAUUACCAAGGCUCGUCAACGUUUUGGUGAUAGAUAUCCUGUUUGGGUCACAGAAUUUGCCUGUACAUCUUGGAAUCCGAGUCAACCAGUUUCUCAACAGGAAGUUAACGAAUUUAUGAGACAGAGUAUCGCAACACUUGACUCAUUAAUUUGGGUAGAACGGUACGCAUGGUUCGGUGCACAACGUCAACUAGAUGCAGCACUUGGGUCGACCAAUUGUUUGAUUGCAUCCAACGGACAGCUGUCUGAAUUAGGCAAAACAUAUGUUUAUGGCUUUUAA
Molecule: messenger RNA, 618 nt
Organism: Rotaria sp. Silwood1
Lineage: Eukaryota; Metazoa; Rotifera; Eurotatoria; Philodinida; Philodinidae
Source: the annotation of a GenBank genome assembly